Trifolium pratense (red clover) is the source of this 842-nucleotide messenger RNA. RefSeq names its product cytochrome b5. The record is from RefSeq and is a predicted model, not a curated record. Lineage: Eukaryota; Viridiplantae; Streptophyta; Magnoliopsida; Fabales; Fabaceae. Gene Ontology annotation, cellular component: membrane; intracellular membrane-bounded organelle. Gene Ontology annotation, molecular function: heme binding. Bases 130 to 510 code for a protein of 126 amino acids. The transcript has 3 exons.
GAACGACCAAUUACUACGAAUUCAAUUCAAAGUUCAACAACACAAACAGUAUCUAUCUACCAAUCAAAAUAUCUUUUUCGUGCACCUACCUCUUCCCAACAUCCUUGGAGUUGGUCUUGAAUCACAAACAUGCCAACCCUCUCAAAUUUCUACACCAUUAAAGAUGUAUCCGAGCACAAAGCUAAAGACGAUUGCUGGAUCAUUGUUGAUGGAAAGGUAUAUGAUGUGACAAAAUAUUUGGAUGAUCAUCCUGGUGGAGAUGAUGUUAUCCUUGAAGCAACCGGGAGAGAUGCAACUGAGGAUUUUGAAGAUGCUGGCCACAGCAAAAGUGCAAGAGAACUUAUGGAGCAGUAUUAUAUUGGUGAGUUUGACACGUCGUCUCCGAUUGCAACCAAGAAAGGUUUUUCUGAAAGUUUUGCGCAGCUGAAAAAGAAACAAUAUUUGGGACUUUCGGUAGCUGUAGUUGGCAUCUCAGUGAUUGUUGGUUUCUUAUACUUGCGGAAGAAGUAAUCCUUACACAAGUCUACAAUUCAUUCUUUUCGCAAUUGUUGCUGCUGCAAAGGAAGCAGUGCAGCAAAUUUUGUAUUGCUUGAAGCAUAGAAAAUAUAUUAUAAAAAACUGGCUUAUCACAAACAAUAAUAAUUGAUUGAAGCAUAAUGUUGCAUUGGAGGGUUGAUUAAUGUUCAUGGAUUAAUUUGUUGGAUUUGUUUUUAGAAUAAUAGCUUAUUUAGAUUAAGUAGUUUUAUGAUUUUUUUUAUUUAACUCUAAUUUAUGCGUAUAUCUCUGAAGCCCGAUUGGUGUUUUUAAUGGAGUAUCUCCUUUCAUCCAGUUUAUUUUUUUCA